GGAUAUCCAUUAAUUCUCACUGUAUGGUACUUGAACUGUAUUACAUGUUUUUUUCUUUAUCUUUCUUUUAAUGCUAUUUGAAUUUCCAAACCAAGUAAACCGUAAAAGCAAACAUGAUCUUGUCAAAAGUGAACAGUACAUUUCAGACUGUGCUAGAAGAGGAAGUGUUCCAUGUUCACUGUUUAUCAAGAACUUGGAUAGUGAACACUUGAACCUGAAUCACUAUGGACUUGGGAUCAAAGGUGUCCAGGCUUUGGCAUGUCUACUUAAGACACACUCAAAACUAUUAAAACUUGAACUGGAAGACAACAACAUCACCGCUGAAGGGGUGAAGUACAUCAGUGACAUGCUGACUGAAAACUGUUUUAUACAGCAUUUGAAUCUGGCACAUAACCAUUUGCAGACUGCAGGGGCCAAGGCUAUUUGUGAUAUGUUAAGAGAAAAUAAUACAUUGGAGACAGUUAACUUUUCUGGAAACUACUUUAAGGAUAAGGAUGCCAAAUUCUUUGCUGACGCCUUUGCUGUGAAUAGCACUGUCCAAGUGUUGGACCUUAGCCAUAAUGAGUUUUCACUGGAAGGAGGUGAACAUUUAGGACGACUCCUGGUUAAAAACCAGACUCUUGAAGUUCUAAAUCUUUGCUGGAACCACUUGAGAUUAAAAGGAGCAGUGGCUUUCUGUGGUGGUUUGCAGGUCAACAACAGUGUACGAAAGCUGGAUUUGUCUUGGAAUGGCUUUGGAGAUGAGGGGGCCUUUGCCUUGAGUGAAGUACUGAAAUGUAACAAACAACUGGAGUUCUUGGACCUGACCAACAACCGCAUCUCCUGUCGAGGUGCAAAGGUGCUGGCAACUGGACUGGCUGUGAACAGCACCUUAAAGUUUUUAAAGCUCUCCCGAAACAUUUUAAAACUUGACGGAACGAUGGCUCUGCUUCUUGCUGUGAAAGGCAGCCAGAGUUCAAAACUUGAAGAACUUGAUGUUUCAAACAUUUUGGUGAAUGAAACAUUUCUGCAGCUGUUGGAGGAGACUAGAAAAUAUCACCCAAAGCUACUUCUUCACUAUGCUGGGAUGGGUGGUUGGGUAUCAAAGAAGACCAAAGAAAAGACAGAUCCCAUGAAAGCAAUCCAGGAUUACUUAGUGGAGCGCAAGCUGAGACUGUGGGACUUCUUUCGGAAUAUUGAUAAAGAUGGCAAACAGACUGUCUCUGUUCAAGAUUUCAAAGGGGCGUUGCAGAAUCUUCACAUCCCUCUGCAGAAGAAUGCAUUGGAAGAACUCAUACAAAGGUUAGAUGUGGACAGGGAUGGCAACAUUGACUACAGUGAACUGUUACAGGGCCAAAAGGAUUUUCUACGCAAAUCCCGCCAUGUGGAAAAUCAAAAACAAAAAGUCAGUUCUUCAGAGGAAAAGAUGCAGAGUGAGCUCAGUCUCCGAGUGAAGAAUAUGAUCCCAGCAGAUCUCAGGCAUGAUUCUCUUUAUUCUUUUAAAAGAUAGUUUCAUUCCGGAGCUGGCUGCAAUUCAGCUGUACUAAAAAUUAUGAGGCCACUGGCUUAGCAAAAUAUACUGUACCACUGUUGUACUAUUCUACCAAUAGCUCAGGGCACUAUCAUAACCCUUGUGCUGUCAUCACUCCCUACAACAUAAUUGUAGUACCAUUGCAUUUCUAUUAAAAAGUAUGUGUACAUAAAAUAAAAGAAAAUUGUACUAUUAGUAUUGUACUUGUUUGUAUUGUAUGUCUAUUCAAUGUAUUGUUUACAUAUUUACCUGUUAUCAUACACAUGGACUACAGCACCCAAUAAGCAAAUAAAUGAUACUGUAACUACUGUACUGUGUUAGUUUUAUGGUUCUAAACUAUACUGAAAGUACCAUGUAAAUACCAUCCAUCUCAAAAAAGAUUAAUAUUUUAAGUGUGCAAAUUUUUUGUUAGACUUCGCGGAAACAUAUGUUUAUACACACAAGUACUACAGUUUCUCAGUUCUGUUUCUAUCUAACCCUAUCAUGUUACCUGUUGCACUGUAUAUAAAGGUGUGAAAUGUAGUUCCCUCGGCUAAUGCCUGGUGGAUAGGUGAGUUUACUUGGGAGUUGUAUCUGUCUGGGCUACACAACUUUUAAGAAAAGCUAGAUGUUGUUAUUUUCACAAUCC
This is a messenger RNA of Polyodon spathula (Mississippi paddlefish), 2138 nucleotides long. Its product is annotated as leucine-rich repeat-containing protein 74A-like. The transcript has 12 exons. Gene Ontology annotation, molecular function: calcium ion binding; protein binding. Bases 71 to 1489 code for a protein of 472 amino acids. The record is from RefSeq and is a predicted model, not a curated record. Lineage: Eukaryota; Metazoa; Chordata; Actinopteri; Acipenseriformes; Polyodontidae.